ACUGACAACGUGAGGAUGGCUGCCAGCAACAUCCUGGUGGCUCUGGCCCGGACACACUUCAGCUGGGUGAUGGCUGAGCUCCAGGGCCAUCUGAAGGCCAUCGGGGAUAUAUCCAGGGAUUUUGUGCUCAUCACCCUCAGCAAACUGUUCAGCAUCUACGCUCCACAGUUCAUCCCCUUCAUGUGGCUGAUGCUGGCUGGCCUGCGCAGUGUGGUGGGCCAGGUGAGGAGCGGCCAGACCCUGCGCCUCGCUUGUGCUGUUGUGAAACAAUGGUCAGAAGGAGUCCAGGUUCACUUCUGCUCAGGAAAGCAAUGCCCCCGGCCUGCCACGGAGAAAGAGCAAAUCUACGGGAAUCUGUACCGGCUCUUCUUCUCCGUGCUGACAAACUGGCAGGACUGCAAGGAGGAAAAGGAUAAACAGGCUGUCUUCGGGGCUGUGACUGCCAUGAUGGCUGUCCUCCUGCAAGAGGAGCUGCACCGAGAGCAAGUCUGGGAGCAGCUCCUCUGGCUCGUGCGCCCUUAUCAGGAGGACCAAGACAUCUGCAGAGUGACCAAGGUGAGAUGUUGUGCAGGGCUCAGCGUGGACGUGGGGCCCAUGCAAAUGCCAUGA
Molecule: messenger RNA, 609 nt
Organism: Phasianus colchicus (ring-necked pheasant)
Lineage: Eukaryota; Metazoa; Chordata; Aves; Galliformes; Phasianidae
Source: RefSeq, a predicted model, not a curated record